AAUGAGAGAAGUCAUAUCUAUUCACGUCGGACAAGGAGGUAUUUAAGUUGGUAAUGCCUGUUGGGAAUUAUUCUGUCUUGAACACGGAAUCCAACCAGAUGGUCAAAUGCCAUCAGACAAGACAAUCGGAGGAGGAGAUGAUGCCUUCAACACCUUUUUCUCAGAAACAGGUGCAGGAAAGCACGUCCCAAGAGCUGUCUUUUUGGAUUUGGAACCAACAGUUAUUGAUGAAGUCAGAACAGGAACAUACAGAUAAUUAUUCCACCCAGAAUAAUUGAUUUCAGGAAAAGAAGAUGCUGCCAACAACUUCGCCAGAGGUCACUAUACAAUCGGAAAGGAAAUCGUCGAUUUGUGCUUAGACAGAAUCAGAAAGUUAGCUGAUAACUGCACAGGUCUCUAAGGUUUCUUGGUCUUCCACUCAGUCGGAGGAGGAACAGGAUCAGGAUUGGGAUCACUUUUAUUGGAAAGAUUGUCAGUCGAUUAUGGUAAGAAAUCUAAAUUGGGUUUCACCAUCUAUCCAUCACCAUAAGUUUCAACAGCCGUCGUUGAACCAUACAACUCCAUCUUGUCAACCCACUCAUUGUUGGAACACACUGAUGUCUGUGUCAUGUUGGAUAAUGAAGCCAUUUAUGAUAUUUGCAGAAGAAAUUUGGAUAUUGAAAGACCAACAUACACAAACUUGAACAGAUUGAUUGCUUAAGUCAUUUCAUCAUUGACAGCUUCAUUGAGAUUUGAUGGUGCCUUGAAUGUCGAUAUCACUGAAUUCUAAACCAAUUUGGUGCCAUAUCCAAGAAUCCACUUUAUGCUUUGCUCAUAUGCUCCAAUCAUCUCAGCUGAAAAAGCUUAUCACGAAUAAUUAUCAGUUGCUGAAAUCACAAACUCAGCCUUUGAACCAGCCAACAUGAUGGCUAAGUGUGAUCCAAGACAUGGUAAAUACAUGGCUUGCUCCAUGCUUUACAGAGGUGAUGUCGUCCCCAAGGAUGUCAAUGCUGCUAUUGCAACAAUCAAGACAAAGAGAACAAUCUAAUUCGUCGAUUGGUGCCCAACAGGAUUCAAGGUCGGAAUCAACUAUCAACCACCAACAGUCGUCCCAGGAGGUGAUUUGGCUAAGGUUAUGAGAGCUGUUUGUAUGAUCUCCAACUCAACUGCUAUUGCUGAAGUUUUCUCCAGACUUGAUCAUAAAUUCGAUCUUAUGUAUGCCAAGAGAGCCUUCGUCCACUGGUACGUCGGUGAAGGUAUGGAAGAAGGAGAAUUCUCUGAAGCCAGAGAAGAUCUUGCUGCCUUAGAAAAGGAUUAUGAAGAAGUUGGUAUUGAAACUGCUGAAGGAGAAGGUGAAGAAGGAGAAGCAUGAA
This is a messenger RNA of Paramecium pentaurelia, 1352 nucleotides long. The record is from the annotation of a GenBank genome assembly. Lineage: Eukaryota; Ciliophora; Oligohymenophorea; Peniculida; Parameciidae.